CCCGUCCCAACCCCUCCCCUCCGUCUCCUCUUCUCCGUCUGACGUCGUCAGGACUUCUUCGCUCCCACAACGCAAACUUGUCCGUUUCUCUUUUUUCUUGCACAUCGAGUCGGGCUGCUGUUUAUUUGUCUGAAUAUUCUGUGGCUUUCUUCCUAGCUGGCUAUUUCCUUGCCUCUAGCGACAUCCUCCGCCUUCGUCCAACGACACAGCUUUGCCGGCGGCAAAUCCUGUUUUUAGCUUACGACAGUACCAUCGCCAUCAGCACUCUGAGAAGCUCCGGAAUAUCUCAAUUGCGAAUUGGCACGCAUUGACAGUUCGAUUUUCACCCAAGAAUCUAGCUGAGCCGUGCGCACCCGUGCUGUUCUAAGCAAACAAACUCCGAUCGUCGCAGCCAUGUCGUCAUCCGAUGAGCCCAAGCCUGUUCGCGAUGUCAAGAACCACCUCCUCUUUGAAAUUGCCACUGAGGUAGCCCAUCGAGUUGGUGGUAUCUACUCCGUCAUCAAGUCCAAGGCCCCCGUCACGACCGCCGAGUAUGGUGACAGAUAUACCUUGAUUGGCCCUCUAAACCACGAAUCGGCUGCAGUCGAAGUGGAAGAGAUUGAGCCGACUAGCCCCGAGCUCAUUGCCACGAUAAACUCCAUGAAGGAGAGAGGCAUUGGCAUCAUGUAUGGACGCUGGCUCAUAGAAGGAGCUCCUCGUGUCCUUCUCAUUGAUACCAAGACUGCCUAUGGAUACAUGGAUGAGUGGAAGGCCGACUUGUGGAACGUCGCGAGCAUCCCCUCCCCCCCUGGUGACGAGGAGACCAAUGAGACUAUCGUCUUUGGCUACCUGGUUGCCUGGUUCCUUGGCGAAUUCAUGUGCCACGAGAAGAAGAGAGCGGUCAUUGCCCACUUCCACGAGUGGCUCGCUGGUGUUGGCUUGCCCCUCUGCAAGAAGCGCCGUAUCGAUGUGACGACCAUUUUCACCACGCACGCUACUCUUCUCGGCCGAUACCUCUGCGCCGGCUCUGUCGACUUCUACAACAACCUCCAGAAUUUCGAUGUCGACGCUGAGGCCGGCAAGCGAGGCAUCUACCACCGUUACUGCAUUGAGCGUGCUGCUGCCCACUCGUGUGACGUCUUCACUACCGUUUCGCACAUUACUGCUUUCGAGUCUGAGCAUCUACUCAAGCGCAAGCCCGAUGGCGUUCUCCCCAACGGUCUCAACGUGACCAAGUUCUCGGCCAUGCACGAGUUCCAAAACUUGCACCAGGUCUCGAAGGAGAAGAUCCACGACUUUGUCCGCGGCCACUUCUACGGCCACUACGACUUCGAACCCGACAACACUCUCUACUUCUUUACCGCCGGUCGAUACGAGUUCCGCAAUAAGGGUGUCGACAUGUUCAUCGAGUCUCUCGCCCGUCUGAACCACCGCUUGAAGGCGGCUGGCAGCAAGAUUACCGUUGUCGCAUUCAUCAUUAUGCCCGCCAAGACAACCUCGCUUACUGUCGAAGCUCUCAAGGGUCAGGCUGUGAUCAAGUCUCUUCGCGAUACGACCAACGUCAUUGAGCAAGGUAUUGGCCGCCGUUUGUUUGAGCGCUCCCUGAAGUGGAAGGAUGGAGACCCCAUGCCUGACGAGAAGGAGCUCAUCUCUGGCCAGGACCGCGUGCUUUUGCGCCGCCGUCUCUUCGCCAUGAAGCGCCACGGUCUUCCUCCCAUUGUCACCCACAACAUGGUCAACGACCACGAGGACCCUGUCCUGAACCAAAUCCGCCGUGUUCAGCUCUUCAACCACCCCAGUGACAGAGUCAAGGUCGUAUUCCACCCUGAAUUCCUCAACUCAUCCAACCCUGUCCUGCCUCUGGAUUAUGACGACUUUGUUCGCGGCUGCCACAUGGGUAUCUUUGCCUCUUACUACGAACCGUGGGGCUACACGCCUGCUGAGUGCACUGUUAUGGGUGUUCCCAGCAUCACGACCAACCUUUCGGGCUUUGGUUGCUACAUGGAGGAGCUAAUUGAGAACUCGAGCGACUAUGGUAUCUACAUUGUCGACCGCAGAACCAAGGGUGUCGACGACUCUGUCAACCAGCUAACCUCGCACAUGUUUGACUUUUGCGGCAAGAGCCGUCGCCAGCGUAUCAACCAGCGUAACCGAACUGAGCGUCUGAGUGACCUGCUUGACUGGAAGCGCAUGGGCAUGGAGUACGUCAAGGCUCGCCAGCUCGCUCUCCGCCGCGCCUAUCCCAACUCAUUUGGCGGCGAAGAAGAGGAGGAGGAUUACAUUCCUGGACCUGAUCAGAAGAUCUCGCGCCCCUUCUCGGUGCCCGGCUCGCCCAGAGAUCGUUCUGGCAUGAUGACGCCUGGUGACUUUGCCAGCCUCCAAGAAGGCCGUGAAGGUCUUGACACCGAGGACUACGUUGCCUGGAAGCUCCCUGCCGAAGAAGACCCCGACGAGUACCCGUUCCCCUUGACCCUGCGCAACAAGGCAGCCGCUUCGCCCCAAGCUCCUGCGACUGAGUAAACCAGCGGCUGCACGGGCUAGCCUGGUAUAUACUAUUUCAUAUGUCUUGUACUCUUUGCUGCUGGUUUUUUGCGUUGUCCAUAUCUUUUUGAUCGUCCUCUUUUGGAAUCUAUUUUAUUUCCUCAACUUUUCACAGUCGCCAUACGUGUCUAGCUCGCUAUACUGCCGCGCUCAUUGCUAUAGUAUUCUGUCUGGAGAGGGUGCCGCCAGUCUUACACUGCGCUUAGUGGAGGAUUGAGUUUUGUAUUUGUUGACUGCGUUAUCUGAACUACUCCUCCUUUUGCUACCAUCUUAUCGCCAUAUCCCCUGUAAUCGUAGGCCGUGGCUUGAUCUCGGAUGAUACGAUUAAAAACUUAGUGAUCUGCUGGUGGCAUCAAAACCAGGGCCAGGGUCACGAUAUAUGGUAUUCACAUGUCGUCAAGUUCGCAUAUCUUACCGUUUCGCUGACUCAAUCCAAACAUUAAAUUAUGGGGGAUUUUACGGCACGAUUGAGUUUGUGCCGCCAUCUUGACACCUUAUUGCCUAGUGUCCCAAGUUAACCUCGUUGAUGGGCUGACCCUUCCGUCAUCCCAAAGUUUAAAUCACAUACACCUUGAGCGUCGUCCCACCAGCCCAGCGCAGAUCAAGCCUGCGUCCAGCAUGCACUGUGUACCUCUCUUUCUCGUCAUCUGCCCGUCCCAGAACGGGAAGCGGUUCUUGCAGCAGCGGCUGUAAUGUGUGGAGGAUUUGCCGGCGCAAUUCGCAGCCUGGGGCGAAUCGCAACAAGCAGGGGUCGCUGUGCGCUGGGUGGCCUCUGCGCCCUGUUUCGCCGGGUCCGCUAGCUGUAUUCAGCAGUCCGCUGCAGUAAGAAAAGAUGAUAGGAAAUCGCCCCGCGUAAUAUCAGAGCAAAAGCGAGUAAUUAGGACGGGCCGUGGCAAAGAAGAGAGGCCGUACGUAGGGUCACAUUGCGUCGGAGGCGGACAAGAAGCUAGAAGCCCAACAUGUUUGCAAUCUCACCCAUGGAAAUUGGAUUUUUGUUUGAUUCCAGAAGCUGGUAGGUACUUUGCCACACAAAACGGUACACUGUGCGCGAUACAAGAGAGAGCUGCCAUCCAGGGUUUAAUUUGCUUCGAGGGAAACGGUUGCAAGGGCUAGGCAUGCCACCGUGGUAAUGACAAUGGGCACCUGUU
[Torrubiella] hemipterigena is the source of this 3668-nucleotide messenger RNA. NCBI's taxonomy places the organism in Eukaryota, Fungi, Ascomycota, Sordariomycetes, Hypocreales, Clavicipitaceae. The record is from the annotation of a GenBank genome assembly.